AGACAGCGCUGUUCCACCCCGGCUGGACGCAGAGUGAUAGAGAUAAAGCUCCAGCUCACUGUGCUGAACCACACUGUCCCUUUAAGACCCUCAGUUGGCAGCGGCAGAUAUGGCGGAGUGCGGGGGAUCUACCUCAGGACUUUCUUCUUCAGCAGACAAUAUGACGUCCCUUGCGAGGGCGCUUUCUCACAGCACAUUGAAUCAGCUUGAUCAGUCGGAUGUUUUUCAGUCGCAGACGUCUCUUUGUAGGAUGGGCCAGGUUCGGAGAAGAGCCAUAUCGAGCAGCCAGAGUGUUGACUCUCUGGAUGUGAGCCCCAGCGCUGAGGCGAGGGUCCUGGUCAUAAACACCGGCGGGACCAUCGGCAUGAUGUACCAUAAUAACGUGCUGUGUCCAGAGCCCAAUGCCUUGGUUAAAGCCCUGCGCAAACUCCCCAUUCUGCAUGAUGAGCAGUACGCCCAGCAGACCAGGCUCUACGAGUACUAUGAGCACCCGGAGAACACACUAGUACUGCCGAUGCCAACUCACCACGCUGAUGAACUAUCUCACGGACUGUCCAAACAGAACAAAAGGAUAGUGUACACUGUUAUAGAAUAUUCUCCCCUGCUGGACUCCUGCAACAUGACAACAGAUGACUGGGCCACUAUAGGGAAAGACAUUGAGAAACACUAUGAGAAAUAUGACGGCUUUGUCAUCCUGCACGGUACAGAUACCAUGGCCUACACAGCCUCAGCACUGUCCUUCAUGUGUGAGCACCUUGGCAAGCCCGUCAUCCUCACUGGCUCUCAGGUACCUAUCUAUGAAAUGAGAAAUGAUGGGAGAGACAACCUGUUGGGGGCGUUGUUGAUCGCAGGGCAGUUUGUCAUCCCAGAGGUGUGUCUCUACUUCCAUCAUAAGUUGUACAGAGGAAACCGUGUCACUAAAGUGGAUGCUGGAAGUUUCAAUGCUUUCAGCUCCCCCAACCUGGCUCCAUUAGCAAAUGCUGAAGUGGACAUCAAAAUAAAUUGGGACACAGUGUGGAGGGCCAACACAACAGCAAAGUUCAGGGUCAACACUCAGAUGAAUCGUAAUGUUGGCCUCCUUCGACUCUUUCCAGGAAUCACAUCUGAGACAGUCAGGGCCUUCCUGCAGCCACCCAUGGAGGGGAUUGUGCUGGAGACUUAUGGAAGUGGUAAUGCUCCUGAUAACCGUGCAGACCUGCUGGAAGAGUUCCGGAAAGCCACAGAAAGAGGAGUCGUCAUGGUCAACUGCACCCAGUGCCUUAGGGGCUCUGUCACCACAUCAUAUGCCACUGGCAAGGCUCUGAGUGAUGCUGGACUGGUAGCUGGAUGUGAUAUGACUCCAGAAGCUGCUCUGUCUAAACUUUCUUAUGUGCUGGCCAGGAAAGACCUUACUACACAAGAGAAGAAGAAGAUGUUGAGCCAUAACCUGCGUGGUGAGAUGAUUGCUGACCUGGAGGGGGCCAAGCUGACUCUCAGUGACAGUCGCUUCAUUCAGGUCAUCGCUAAAACCCUCAGUAUCAGCUGCAAAGAGGAGCUGGAAGCCAUCCGCGAUGCUCUGACCCCCACACUGGCCUGUGCUGCAGCUAAGAUUGGUGAUACUGAGGCCCUGGAGGCAAUCAGGGAGAUGGGCAGUAACUUGAGUAUGGCAGAUUAUGAUGGGCGAACUCCUCUCCAUAUUGCAGCCUGCGAGGGUCACCUGAAACUUGUGCAGUAUCUGUUGGGCCAAGGAGCCACUGUCUAUGCCAAAGAUCGCUAUGGAGACACGCCCCUCCGAAAUGCUAUUCGUUUUAGACAUAAAGAUAUUGUGAAGCUCCUGAGAAAAACCGGUGCCCAUCUUUCUUGGGAUGAAAUGGAAGAUGCUGGAACUGAACUAUGCAGGCUGGCAGCAUGCGCAGACUUGGAGGGUCUGGAGGUUUGGCAUCUAGCUGGUGCUGAUAUGACCAUGUCAAGUUACAGUGGGCAGUUGCCCAUAGAGGUGGCCAUGCAGUCAGGCAGUGAGGAGGUGGUUCAGUUUCUCCAGUGGGCUGCUCAGUAUCAACCUCAGCCAGUUUUUGAUGAAACUGAAGAGAAUGGUGAAUUCAAGUUCGCUGCAUGUCCAUAGAAAUCCUGAAGAGACAAUCCUUCUAUACCAGUGACUUCCUGCCAUUUCCGUUCUUCUGUUUCAGUUUCUCCUUUAAUCAUUUUUUUAUAAAUAAUCUGACGUAUCAUUUUAAAUUGAUACCUUUUAUUUUAAAAAGCCAUUAUCAUUAUCUUGUCUAUGGGUCGUCCAUGUUAGUGUUAAGCACACAAAUGUGAAUGUACUGCGAUAUUGACAGUGGAGAAUUAGGCAGCACAAGUGUGACUGCACAGUGUGCUGUACUGACAUCAAAUCAGUGUUAGAGAGCAAUAAAGUGUUUUUUGUCCAAAAUCAUUUGACUCACACAGGGGGAUGCAAUAUUUAAAUGUUUAGAAAGUUUGUGUUAAUGAUCUGUUCCAGUUCAAAAGUGCUAUUGUAUUCAAAUGUUGAUUAUUGUAUAGCUCAUAAUACAGUUAUGAUGUCGUAAAUAUGGUUGAUUUCUGUGGCAAAUAUUGUGAUUUGCACUAGAUGGUUACAGCUGCCCACCAUGUGUCUGUAUACCAUCAGUUAAUGUGAACUGCCACAGAAUGUCUUGAGCAAUAUCACUGUUACAUACAUGUUUUUGAGAAUGUUUCUCAAAUCCCUACCUUGUAAAAUUAAAUCACAGUAUUUUAUCAAUAAUUAUUCACUUUCACCUCACACUAACGUGCAAAAGUGCUAGAUGUAAACUGAUUUAUUUAUUCAUGUUGUGUCCUCCCACUCACUUCACUACUGAAUGUUAUCCUGCGUACCAAAUCAUGAAGACAUGUAAGAUGUUCUCAUGUAAUGCAUCGGAAGAUGCGUAUCAUUGUGUAAAUGCAAAUGCUGUAGAGCUGUGUGAAAAUUGUGUAAUAGUACAGUGUCUCAUUUGUUUAAACAUUGAAAACACAAUCUUAUUGUAUGUAAAUGAGACUAUGAAUGCUGCAUAUUAUCAUAUUAGUCAACAUUAAAGCUUUAAAAGGGUUGUGUUGAAGUAUAUCAGUCUGAUUGCAUUUUACUUUAAAACAUUUGACAUUAGUUUGUACCUUUAUGCUUUACUGUAUCUUCAUACUCAUACUCAACUGUCUUUAUCUUUUAGGUGCCUUUAGACUCAACUUGAUGACCCUUUAGUUUCUGAAAUGUUUCAUGAUUUCAGAGUAAGCCAAAUAAAAGCACAAGGCAGCAGACAAUGAAUCAUAUGUAUUAUUAUUAUUAUUAUUAUUGCUAUUAUUUGGGAAUAUAUGUGUAUAUGUGUGUUGUCUGUAAGAUGGAGAGAUAUAUUUCUGUAUGUUCUUGCUGUUUAAUGUAAGGUACAAGCACAAAGAUGGAAUUAAACAUUUUCAUCAUAA
Messenger RNA from Colossoma macropomum (tambaqui), 3423 nucleotides. RefSeq names its product asparaginase homolog (S. cerevisiae) (gene aspg). Gene Ontology annotation, molecular function: asparaginase activity; protein binding. The coding region runs from base 110 to 2101 and encodes 663 amino acids. Gene Ontology annotation, biological process: amino acid metabolic process. The record is from RefSeq and is a predicted model, not a curated record. The transcript is spliced from 18 exons. NCBI's taxonomy places the organism in Eukaryota, Metazoa, Chordata, Actinopteri, Characiformes, Serrasalmidae.